Molecule: messenger RNA, 14658 nt
Organism: Vespa velutina
Lineage: Eukaryota; Metazoa; Arthropoda; Insecta; Hymenoptera; Vespidae
Product: mucin-17-like
Exons: 3
Coding region: 1675-11145 (3156 amino acids)
Source: RefSeq, a predicted model, not a curated record
GGAAGUAUCCAUCUACACAUCCAUCCCAUCUAGCAUAUAGGAGGGCCCCGUUGCACGUCGGGAAAGGAACAUGUACGUACGUCGUAGGAGAGACGUAAAGCGUUAAGCUUGUACAUCGCGUUUGCGUUCAAAGUUUCAAUCCACGUUAGCAGUUUCGCGUGUGCGCGCGGAAAGAUCGCAUUUGCGUGGUGUUAUAAUACCGUUUCAUUGUAAGAAAAACGAAGCCACUCUCUGCCUUCCUUACCUCCUCCUGCUCCUCCUCUGUCGCUGCUGCUUCUGUUGGUGGUGCUGCUGCCGCUGCCGCUGUUAGUGGUGGUGCCGUGUAUUUGGUGCGGUGAGAGAGGCGAGGCGCGAGAAGAAGAUUUAUACUUUGUUCCCUUUUCUUUCUUUCCUUUUUUCUUUUCUUUUCUUUUCCUUUUCUUACCUUUCCUUUCCUUUUUUCCCUCUCAUUCUAUUUUUCUUUUUUUCUUUCUUUUUUUUUUUUUUUUUUUUUUUUUUUUUUUUUUCUUUUUCUUCGAGACCGAAGCCUAUUUCACAGAAUUAAUGAUAUGUGCUCUCGCUAAUAAAGCAAGUAUCAUUAACUCGUUAAAAACCCCCUGGAAAAAAAAAAAAAAAAAACUAUACGUUUCAUUACGUGUCUCACUGUGAAAUUUUGUACGACAUAAUCACGAUAAUUCGCGGGCUAAGAUGCCCAACGUGAAUUCUGCGGGCAACAACGUCGACGUACAACGAACCAGGAUCAACGAAAAGGUGCGCGGUCAGGGGGACGACGCUCGCUCCUGCUUUCCCGCGAAUAUAUCACCGAUCCGGUCGUUCCACCUAUCAUCCUAUCAAAGAGACGACCAAUUUUAAAAGACUUCUGUUUGGUGAUCUUUCUUUCUCUUUCUCUGUCUAUCUGUCUGUCUCUCUCAUUCUCUCACUCUCACUCAGUCACUCUCUCUCUCUCUCUUCUCUCUCUCUCUCUCUCUCUCCCCCCUCUCCCUCUGUCCCUCUGUGUUCCUCUUCCUCUUCCUCUUCACUCUUCACUUCUCGUUGGUGAUAUUAUAAUCAGAAGAGAAGACAUUUGAUCGACAUCGUCCGUUACGUCGUUUAAAACAACGCUUUUUUACGACAUUUUAUAUAUAUCUUUUUCUUCUGAACUUUGGAGAGAGCAUGUUGCUGUUAGAUAUUUUAGAAGAAAGGUUAAAAAAGAGACGAUCUAUUUCCAAUUUGAAGAACACAAAGAACAUGUUAAUUGGACUAAUUUAAGUGUUUGUGAUAACGCAAUAAAACAAGCUAAUAUACUUUGUAAUUUUAUGUAAGUUCAUUCAGUUUGAUAAAAUAGAUAGAAGUUUGGAUCAUUUGAAUGACAAGAACUUAACAUGAAAACACUAAUGUGAAGAAACGAUUUUUAGUGUCCCUAUUGUACUUUGAUUUAUUUCGUCAUAUUGAUUUAAUCCUUUAUUACAAUUUUUUUUUUUUAAGCGUGUAAUAUCAUUUGUGAUGUCAAGAGACUUUAAAAUAUCUAUAUAAGGAUUAUACAAGUUUUUGAGUUCUCGUUAUAAAGUAUAAUAAGUUUGCUUGACUUGUAUUAUAGAUGGUCCUUUAAUCAUAGAUCUGAAAGCAGUUCUAUGAAAUUUACUUGUCAAGUCAAUGUUGAUUUUAUAAAGAAAUAUAUCCAUUUAUCGUGCUAAAAUGUGCGAACAAACAGAAAUAAAUUAUUUGGAUGGUGAUAUCGUUUGGGUGAAGCUAGGAGGAUGUUGGUGGCCAGGACAAGUUACUGGUUUUCAUAAUUUACCAGAAGACAUUCAACGUGAGUUUCAAAAGAAACCAUUGAUUGCUGCUGUUAAGUUCUUCCAAGAAGAUACAUAUGAAUACGUCAAAAAUUAUCAACAAAUUUAUAAAUAUAAUUGUACGCUCAAAGAUGAAUUUAUUAGGAAAGGUUUGGAUAAAUAUAGGAGUAAGAUCAAAGAUGGUGCUAGUUACAUGUCCAAAUUUCCUGGUGAUGUUGAAAUGGCAGAAAAACUAACUGGAGGAAAUCCAGAUAUAUUGAAUAGUGAUAAAUUUAGUCCUGAAGAAAAGCCAGAUAUAUCUGCAUUAUUUGGAGAUAAAAAAGUUCAGAAGAAGAAAAAAGAUCGAGAUGAUUCACAUAGAAGGAGUGAUGGUACUGAAAAUAUAAGAAAAAUUACACAUCCUCGAUUUUUGAAAGAAAGUGAUCACGAAGUUCGUAUUCGUCAGCAACCAAGUAGUUUACCUAGCACACCGAAUAGCUUAUCUUCUCCACAAUAUCCUUGUCAUUUGUGCAGUUUUACUUCUUCUCGAGUUAACGUUAUCAUUUGUCACAUAAAAAGUCAUAGAUCUGGUAAUUCGUCUGUAGCAAGAUCAAGAGUGAAAACUUAUUCGCAAUCGAGAAGUAAAGAUUCUGAUACACCUAAGAGAAAAUACGUUAAAAAAGAGAAGAAUCAACAUAAAAGUAAAAUUGAAAAUACUAUGGAUUCAGGAAAAAGAAAACAAAGUAAACAGAAUGAAAAAGCCAACAAAAAGAAGAAAUCAGACCCUGAACUUCGUGAAAAAUUAUUAGCAGAUUGGGACGAUGAAUCUGAUGAAGAAAUCAGUUUUGACCAAAAUAAAUCUUUUAACACUAGUACAAGUAGAAGUUCACCCACAAGAGAUCAAUCAUAUAUGGAUGUUAGCGAAGAGCAUAAGGAAGCAACACCUUCGGAGAUUACAGAUACCCAUGAAAUUCUUGCAGAAACUGAAAAAUUACUUAGGGAAACUGAAAAAUUUGCAUCCAUUAAUAUAGAGGCAGAUGCAUUGACUAGUAGUGCACACAAAGUUGAAUGUAAUAUAGAAGAAAAAGAGCCAUUAUCUCCAAAUCUUGGUAAAGAUGAAUUAACAGAUAAGUUCAAUAAAGAGAAAGAAACGACAAAUUUAGAAUGUGAGAAUAAACAUUCUACAUCUGAUAAGGAUGACAAAAAAUCUCGAUUAUCUUGUUUUGAUUUCGAUGAAGAUGAUGUGCCUGAGCCAUCUAUACCACCUGUAAGAAAAAUUCCAAGAGUUUUUGGUGAAAAGAAUUUAUCUUUAAAGAAAGAAAUAAUUAAAGAAUUUGAAAUGAGUCAAGCUUUAAGAACAGAGAAAGAAGUGGAAAGUGAUAAAAUAUCAGCUACAUUGGAACAUGACAUAUCUAAGAAGAGUAAUAAAACCGAUGAAACUAUAUUAAAGAAUAAUUUAGAUGUACAAGAUACUGAAAAGAUCGAUGAUAGUAGUAAAAGUUCAGAUACAAAUGAUGAAACUAAUAAUAAGUUAGUUGAAAGUGAUGAAAACAAAAGUGAAAGCAAAAAUGAAAUAAUAUCACAAGACAAUGAAAAACAAAAGUCUGGUAAUAAUUGUGAAACUGAAUUAGAAAUAGUAGAAAUUGUUGAAGUUGAAAAGGAAGAGGGUGAAGAUACGAAUUCUGCAAAUAUUAAAAUUGAUAAGGGAUCAGAGCCUAAAACUUCUUCAAUAGAUAAAAAUGAUUCUGACAAACUUAUGAAAGAUAAUGAAACGUGUGUAGAAGACAAGACUACAAUUAGGGAAACACCACCUGUUACAAAUAAUGUAAUAGAAAAAAUGGAAGUAAGUCAGGAUAAUACGAUUGCAAAACAAAUGGAUGAUACACUAUCAGAACAAUUCACUACAGAAACAGAGGAUGAAACUGUUUCUGAAUCAGCAGAGACUCUUCCUGAGCAAAGUGAAAGCUCUGAUAUGGAUUUGACUGAAGUGCCUAAAUCUGAGAAGGAUAAUAUUUUAUUACGUAAUCCACAAGAAAAAUUGACUUUCAAGAUUAAAAGGAAAAGAGGGAGGCCACGAAAAAGUACAGAAUCUGUAGAUACUUCUAUUGAUGAUAAUGAAAAAGCAUUAAAAGAUAAUAGAAGUAGAACAUCAGAAUCUGAUACUGAUCGUUCAUAUACUGCAAGGAAAAGAAAACCAAAUAAAAGAUAUUUAGAGUCAGAUGAAUCUACGCAAGAAGAAAAAAGCAUUUUUAAAACUGAUGAUAGCCAAUCUGAGGGCGAUGAGAGAUUUCAUGAAAAACCAAAGGUUAAAUCUAGAAGGGGGAAAAAAUUAAUAGGACAAAAAAAGAAGAAUAUUGAUUCAAUGAAGCAAAUGGAAGAAUUGGAACUGUCUGAAGAAAUGAUGGAAGUUACAGAAGAUAAUGUCAAAACAGCGGAACUUAGUCCAAAGCAUGUUUCUUCUGAUCAAAAUGAUAUUGCAACAAGUGAAAUAUCUUUGACGCUGGAAAAGAAACCUUUGGAUGAUGAAAUUAUUAGCAGUACUUCUCAAAAAACGUCCCUUGAAUGUACAAAUAUGGAAGUUAAUGAGGAGCAAUCAGAUACAACUCUUUUGUCAGAGAGUAUAACAUUAUUACCACCCAAAGAUGCUAUAAUUGAUGAACCGCUAAAGGAAGAAACUGAAUUAUUACAAGUUAUGAAUCAGGAAACAGAAACAGAUCUUAUAUUAAAUAAAACUUCUCUUGAUGAGGAAUUAUUAAAGAAUGAAAAUGAAAGCGCUUCAAAAACGAUUGAACUUCAAACUUCUAACAAUGCAGAUAUACAAAAACAAUCAGAUGUUUCAAAAACUACCAUUGAUAUGUUACCACCAAAGAAAUCUCAAAUAAAAAAAUUUGAGUUGUCACAGCUUGAUAUUCCUUCUGAAAGCACUACCACAGAUCAUGAUACUGAAUCUCAAGAAGAAGAAAAUAAAUUCAUUAAUAUUGAGAAUAAGGUAAAUACAACAAAGCCAACAGAUUUAGAAAAUGUUUCAUCAGAAAGUGUUUCAUCAGAAAAUAUUGAAAAAACAGAAAGUAAAACAUCGACUGAUCUAAAUAUUGAAAUUGAAAUGAAAGAAAGUACAGAAAUUACGACUGCAGAAGAUAAAAAAUCACAACAAAUACAAAUUGAUACACUUGUCUCAGAAGAUAUUGCACAAUGUGAUAAGCAAAUAGAAAGUAAGAAGUCCCCUGAAAAAGAAGGGCAAGAUUCUAAAUCUGAGGAUAUAGAAUCAAUGCCUAAGGAUGUUAUGAAGACAUCGAAUGAUUCACAUACAUUGAAAAAAUUAAUGCAAACUAGGUAUAAAGGAAAAGUAAUUCCAGAAGCGGGAGUAAAAUCAAAAAAAGAAAAAGAUAGUUUCUUGGAUGAGAAACCAAUAAAUACAUUUCAAGAAGCUUUUUUAAAGACUUUACAGAUGGACAAGAAAAAAGAUGUUUUAGAAGAUAACGAAUUAAUUUCUAACAAAGGAAAAGAAGGUAAGAAGUCAAUUAAACGAAAAAGUGAUGAGCUCAAUAAUGUAAAUACAGUAAUACUUGGUAUACAAGAUGUCAAAGUUGGAAAUGUAGAAGACAAUAAAGAUCUAUCAGAAAAUGUUUCUAAUAUACAAAGUCAAGAAAAUCUUUCAGAUGUUUCCAUUAUGAGUGGGUUUCAUGGAGUUGAAGUUGUAGUACAAGAGAAUAUUGAAACUGAUGCAAAAGUUGAUGAACCUGUCUUGCAGAAUACUAAUCAAACGCCAUCUUCAUCUCAUGACUACAAUCUAAUAUCACAAACUCAAUUACCAAUUAUAGAAGAUACUGUAAAAUCUACAAAUUUAGACUUUCAAAAGAUGGAGGAAUCGCCAAAAGUAGAAGUUCCUGCUCCUUCACCGACUUCCGAAGCUAGUAUACCGGUAAAAAAGCGUGAAAUGCCAAGAAUCAUAGAAAAUGUUGCUUUAACAGAGCCAAUGCAAAUUUUAAAAUCUAAACUAUUAGACAAAUUACCUCAGAAAGGAAUAAAACAUAAAUUAGAUAGUGAUACAAAAAGAAGUGAUCCAAAAGGAAGUCCAAAAGCAAAAAUUAUGAAAAUAGAAUCUUUACCUUCUAACAGUAAAAUGAAAACUGGAUUAAAGGUAAAUUCACCGAAUCUUUCGUUAACGCAAAAACUUCAAGUUUUAAAGGCUGAAGAAACUGAAAAUGCUGCAAUUGAAAAAGUAAAUGUACAAACAAGUCAGGCCUUAACAGCAGCAUCAUCAGGAACUGAAAAAUAUAUUCAACAAAGUUCACAAAGUUUGGCUGAUAUGGAGUUAGAUAUUAAUUCAAUGCCAUUUGUUUUAAGUGAAGAUGUAUUAACCCCAGAAAAUAUAGAACAAAUGCCUGUUGUUAUAUCAUCUAUCAUACCAGCAUCUAGUUCAGUAGCACCUACAUUAUCUCUUACUCCUACUACUCAGGUUGUAACGCCUAAUCAAAUGCAACUUAAAUCUGUAAAUGAGAGUACUUCUGAAGCGUCACCUGCAAAAAAGAAAAGUGGAACACCUGCAAUUCUGAAGAAUAAAUACAGGGCAAAACCUAUAAUUACAAGUAUUAGAACAAUUGUACCACCACUCACUGGAGGUGUAAAAGGAUUAAAAUUCCAAAACACACCAGCUGGCAAAGCACCACCUAUUUUAACACAAAAGGCAUCACCUGGAAAAUAUGUAGUAGUACAUACAUCUACAGGUCAACAGUUACGGUAUAGCGUACAGGGAAAAUCUGGAGGGCAACAAAAAAUUGCUGUAUCACCAGGGAAAGGUACAGGAAAUCCUCAAGUAGUACAUCAAGGUGGAAAAGUAGUCAUAUUUACAUCAGCACAAUCUGGUCAAACGAAGAUGAUACCAUUAAAUAUAUCAAAAACAUUAAGUGGUAAGAGAAUUAUGACAAACAAAGGUCAACUUCUGUGUCCUAUCAGUCCACAAAAUAUUGUAUCUUCAAAGACUAUUAUUGCUCCAAAAGGAGACAGCAAUUCACCUACAACAUCUAAACUUGGUCCAAAAAUUAUAAAUACACCAAGUAUUAUUACUUCCAAAGGAGUGUUGACACCUUUAUCAGGAACUAUUACAAAAACUGCUUUAUUAGGGACCUUGUCACAAGGUAUUCUAACAAAAGGUGGAAUAUAUACUCCUAUAAGCGCUUCUGCUUUAGGAGGUAGAACAAUUAUAAAUUCUAAAACUUUAGUAACAAAAGGUGCUACAAUAUUACCUUCUCAAAAUUUAGGUGGACCAAAAGCUAUUCUGACACCAAUAUCUCAAACCAUUGGAGGAAAACCAAUUCUUGGCACAAAUAUUGUUACAUCUAAAGGUACAGUUCUUACUCCAGUGACUGGGCAACAAGUUAAAGCAAUAGUGGCAAAAAGUCCGUCUAAAGGCGGUAAAGUGCAAUCUCAGUCGAUGCAACAGAAAGCACAAAUGUCUAGUAUACAAAAAGCCCAAAAAAUUCCAAUGUCUUCUUCAUCGCAAACUAGAGGUUCCUCAUCAUCAAAAUCAUCAAGUAAUACUAUGGUAUUCCAAAGUACUGGAUCGAGUUCCAAAGUUGCUUCACAAAAUAAAAAAAUAAACAAACAAAUGGCUAUUCAACAGAGCACUGCUAUGCAGAAUCUUUCAAGUCAAAGUAAUACAUCACAAACGGUAACAUCGCAAGUUCAACAGAAAGGAAAAUCUGUAUCUUCAUCCAAUGUUCAGAAAGUUCUUAUUCCUCGAAGCGGUGGUCGUCAGUCAAGAAAUCAGCAAAAAAUUGUCGUUCAAAAGAUGCAAGAAGCAAAUAUAGCACAAAAUAUUCACUCAAAACAAAAUAUUUUAAGUCCUCAUACCACAUUACCCAAUAUUUCUAAGACCAUAACACAACAUAAACACACAAGCGCGAAUACAAUGACCUCUAAAAAUACCACAAAAACUCAUAUGAUAAAUAAAGCUUCUCAGAAGAAUUUAUUAAAUAUUGCCAUGAACUCUGUAUCUGGUACAAAUGUAAAUACCAAUUUGUCUGCACCAUUAUCUUUACCACCUUUAGAACCUAUUGAACCAGAGAAAAAAUUGAAAAUGGAUAAUACAAUUAUCGAAAACGUACAAAAGGAUCAAUCAAAAGUAGAGAAAAUUCAUUCAGAAAAGAGUACAGAAAUGGAAAAAAUAGAUGAGCCAAAGGUAACUACCCAGCCACAGAUCAUGGCUUUACCAACAGAAAGUAGUGAUGGUACCCAAACCUAUGUUUUGGUAACUAUCGAUGAACAAGGUCAAAUACAACCAUUAGAUAAUAAUACACUUAUGUCCCUUGAGGGAACAACUCAAAAUCCAGAUGGAACAAGAACUUUAUAUAUAGAUCCUAGUUCAUUAGGAGAGGCUGGAACAUUGGAUAAUAUUGUUCUCCAAUUUGACAAUGGAGUCCUUCCAAAUGUAACAACCAGUACUAAUGAACCAAGCCAAACUAUAAUGUCAGAAAGUUUUCCUACGUCAGAAAUUAUACAAACAUCAAAUCAAGAUAUUUUAGCGGCAGCUCUAGCCAACACUGAUUUUCAACAAGAAAUUAAUCUACCUGAAAAUCCAACAGGAAGUGUAAUGACUACUGGAUUGACUCAGACUAGCUUAAUUAAUCAAACAAUUCUACAAUCAACCAUUAUACCACCAACAGAGCCAAUAUCUUCUCCAUCUGUGUUAGAGACAUCAUUGACUUUGAAUCAACCGAUUAUGACACCACUUGAAGUUCCAAGUAAUCUCCCAAUUCAAUCAGAAUCCUCAACUUCUGUAGUUUCAACAAUACCAUCUUCUUUAGAAUUACCAAUUACUAUUACAAAUCCGAAUAUUUCAUAUAUAUCUGCAGGAGAAACGCAAAUUCAAAUUCCUGGUAAUUCUAUGCCAGAUAUUGGAGAAAUUAUGGAUAGUUCAACUUCAACUGAAAUUGCAAGAACAGACAUUCCUACUAGUACUCAAUAUUUAGUAAUACCUAAUUUAGAUGAAAAUAUGACUGUUAAGACUCAAGAGGCUGUAAGUGGUACCAAUGUUUCUUAUUCAGUUUCAUUACCUUGCAAUAUUGUAUUAGAAACUACACAGGUACAAACCACUCCAUCAAUGCCUAUAAUAGAUGAUACAUAUGCAGAUAAUACUCAAUUUUCGACAUCCAUACAGAGUUCAAUAGCUACAGAACACAGUUUUGCUGAUGUACCAGUAUCUGAAAUGUUAGUUUCUAAAGCUUCUAUCACAUCUCCAGUAAAUGUACAAAUGUCAGAUGUUACAGUUGCAUCAGAUAUGAAUGUUACCACUCCAGAAGUUCCUAUAUCGUCUCAAGAUUCAUCUACUUCAACAAGUGAAACUUGUGUACUAAAAAAGACAGAGGAUACUACAAUGCCUUUAGAAGAAAUUUAUCCAUCUCAAGAAAUUCCUGUUUCAUCUCAAGAACUAAUUUUACAAGGAAACAUUAAAAAAGAUGUAACGCAUGACAUAACAGUUACUGCACAAGAAAAAAUAUCUGAUAAUGAAAAUAUAUUAAAUAUGCAAUUAGUGGAUCAAGCUGUAAAUUCUAUGACUAGUAGCAUGCCUAUUUUAGACAACAAUGCUUUAAUACAAACAGAAUCUAAUAUAAAAGUACAAUCUGUAGAACAUAUGACAUAUGAAGUAACAGAUUCAGGUGAUAUGGAAACCUCUUCCCAAGAAGCAGAUACUGAAAGUAAAUUUAAGCAAUUUUCUUAUAAGGAUGAUGUUGCUGAUAUUAAAGUUGCUUCACCAACGCUGGUAGAACAAACUACAACAACAAAUCAAACAGAAACAAUGCAUGAAGUAUUGCAAGGUAUGUCUGUAGUCCAAUCGUUAAAUAAUACUAAUACAGAAGAUAUAAAAGUAGAAGAAGCUGUUGAUUCAGAAAUGUAUAAUUCUACAGUAAAACCGUCGGAAGAUUGUCAAACAGAUGAACCAUCAUCGCAAGAUGAAUCUGAUGGUAAUCAUGUUCAACGGAACAUUCAAAUACAUUUCGGAAAAACUCAAGUAGAAAGUAAUCAGGAAACGCCAUCGCAAUCCUUCGAACAAUUUGAUAUAUCAAUGACAAGUGAUCCUGCAGAUUUACCCAGUCAAUCUGCGUCUAAACUUGAAAAUUCUGGUGAACCAUCACAAUCAGUUACAUAUGAACCAAUGGAAACGGACGAAGAAACAAUUGCUGGAGAACCACCAACUCAAUCGUUCGAACAUUUAAAACAAAAUGAAGCUUCUCAGUCAUAUGAGACGUCUACCGAGAUGAAUGUAAAUGCACCCACGCAGUCUUUUAACGAACUAAUGCAAAGUCACGAUGGAAGAAUUGUUACGAAUGAAGCGAUUGAUGAUCAAAGUUUUCCAACACAAAGUUAUGAAGUUGGUAAAGUAGAAAAUAUACCGGAUAAUUUAGAAACAGAUGCAGAAAUUAGUCAAGAAGGCAAUAUACCAUCUCAAUCAAAUGACAUUGGAACUGAUGGUAUUGGCACAUCAUCGGUUUCUACCAAUAACUCUGGCCUGAAUGAAGAUGAGACAGCUAGUUCAUCAUAUGUACCAGAGACUCCUGAAAAUCAAGAAAGAGAUCAGGAUCAAGAAAGUGCUAUAAGUACCUCAUCAUAUGAAAUCCCACCUUGUGAGGAAUUAAACAUUGCUUCAUCCAGUACAAUACCUGAUACAUCAGUUAGGACAGAACAUACGAGUAUCCAUGACAAUGGAGUACCUGAAAUACCUACAUCUUCAUACAAUCUAAAUCCAGAUAUUACUUCUACUCAUAUUGAUUCUGUACCUACAUCAAGCUAUGAGGAUCAAGUUAUAGUAGAACAAAAUGUUUCAACCUCUUAUGAGGUUCCAGUAUCAAUGCCUGGCCUAGAAGAAACAUCCUCACAAAAUUUUGUUACAGAAAGUACAGAUCAUAGAAAUGAACCCUCCAGCUAUUAUACCCAUCAUCAAGAAGUAACUGCAAGUUAUUACGAAUCUGUUGAUCAAGAAGGAAAUUCUAGAUUGGAAGAGGAUCCACAAGAGGAAGUAACUCCUAGUUAUUAUGAAGGUAAUCCACAAGUAGCAAGUCAAAGCUACUUUACACCAGAAGAAGCAACUCCAAGUUAUUCCAGUAGAAAUGUUUCUUCGGGUUAUUAUGGUCAUAGACCAGAGAGUGAAGCCAGUCAAAGUUAUUAUUCAGCAGAUGAUUUGGAAAAAACAGAACAAUCAAAUUCACAGAACAUUGAAGCAUCGCAAAGUUUUUAUCAAGAGCAUACAGAUGAAUUACGAUUAAGACAACAAGGAGAAGCUACUCCGACAUAUUCAGAACGAUAUCCCGUUGAUUAUACAUUGGACAAUUCGCCAAUAGAGAGGCAUGACCUUGUAGAAAGUUCUGUACCAGCCACUAAGCCUAUGGAAAGGUAAUACAUUGUUACAGAAUUUUGCAAAACAUUGUAAUGAGAAGUUUCUUUUUUAAAAUAGACUAUUCAGAGUUAUAGCUAUUGAUUGAUAAACUCGAGUCUAUUUUUAAAUGUACAUAGAAUGUUAAGGUUAUAAGUGCUUAGAUUUAAGGUUAAAUUUUCUUAUAAUAAUUUAUAUCUACUGAUCUAUCUAUCUAUCUAUCUAUCUAUCUAUCUAUCUAUCUAUCUAUCUAUCUAUCUAUCUAUAUAUAUAUAGUAUCCCUCUCUAUAAUAUAUAGCGUAUAUACAUAUAUAUCAUAUGUCAUAUAUAUAUAUAUAUAUAUAUGUAUAUCAUAUAUAUAUAGACACACACACACACACACACAAAGCUCGGAUUUAAUCCGUUUACUGGAUUUGGUAUAUAACAUUGUAGAUCAUGAUUGAAGAAAUGUGGUUUUUAUUACAAUAAUGUCGUAACCUUACCAUGUGUCACAGUUUGAUGUAAAAGUGAAAAAUCGAUCGUACAACGUUCGAAUUGUACGAAUUCAUUAAACAAUAUAGAAUGGACAUUUUAUUAAUCCACUUUUAAUUUCUCCUAAAUGUUAUGUAACUUGUUAAGUCAUUUAUGUGAAAACAUUUUAUUAUCAUAUGUGUAAUAUCGUUGAGUAGUAGUAAGAUUCACAGACCAUUCAUUGCGUAGUAUAACUAUGUUUAGAAUGCAUGAAAGGAUGUUUUAUAUCAUCCAAACGUUUCACAUGAUCUGAGAUGUAAUCGAAUCUUAUUGAAAAGAGUUAGAAAAAUAUUUUUACAUUGUUAUAUUUCGUGAUUGAAAAGUAUCAAAAAGAAAAAAAAAAAGAAAAAAGAAAAGAAUAAAAAAAAAAUGCAAAUUGUAGGAUUUUACUGCUACUCUGUGAUGUCAACUUAUAGUGGACAAUUCUUCGUUUGUACAACAAAACAAAAAACUUGUCUGCAGGUUCAUAAAUGGUACAAUAUUCAUAGAAACAUAACUACAUUAAUGUUUGUGCAUUUCUCUUUCGUUCUAUUCAAUAUAAAACAUGUUUGAACUGAUAAUUCGAAGAUUUCAUUUUAUGAAUAGAUCAUUGAUUUUUCGACUUUCAUUAACAUACCUGCAGAUAUUAGUUUUUCGAAGUAUGAGCAAUCAUAAAUAUAUAUAUAUAUAUAUAAAGAAAAAAAAAAUAAAAAAAAAAAUUAAAAAAAAAAUGAGCGAACUAAGGAUUGUGCACAUUAAGCUUAAUGUUUACUUCAUAAGAAAUAGCUUAUAAAUCUUUAUGAAAAAUAAAAAAAAGCCUAUCAUUUCAAUUAUCACAGCUGUGUAAUCUGUAUGUUAAAGUGAUGUAAAAGAAAGAAAAAUAGCUCAUUAGAAAAUCUGUCAUGUUUGAGAUGUACCUAAAUUUAUAUGUAUGUAUCCUGAAUAUGUGAUUAUUUUUAUCGCAAUUAGUUGAAUGUGCACAAAAAGAGGGAAUUUUAUUAUAAUGUAUAAUACCAACAUUAAGAAUUGAAAGGUUUAAUAUAUUUAUGUAUACUAGAUAUAUAGAAAGUUUAUAUGUAGAGAUCAUAUUGUACAAUUAAUUGUGCAGUCAUCAAAGUACUUUAAAAGUAAAUUGAUUUGUAAAAAAAGAAAAAGAAGAAAGAAAAAUAUUUGAUUGAUUCUACUCGAACAAGACAGAUUUGCUAAAUUAUCCUACUAAGAAUUAUAUUAUAUUCUUUAUAGUGUUGUGUUAUCAAGAAUAAAUCAAUAUUUUUAUUUCUCGCGACGUUCUUAACCAUCGUCACGCAUGUAUAUAUUAUGUUGAUAUCCUGAGAAAAAGAAUUCUCAUAUUAAAUAACAUUCAAAUAUAUUGGAAGAUUUUAGGCAUCUCUAGCUUAUAUUUGCAAAACAAAAAAAGAAAAAUGGACUGAAUUGUUAUCGUUUUCUUAUUAAUGUUUUGAUUUUUUUUGAUACAUACAUCUCUUCCGCUAUCAUGAAUUCAUGAGUUAAAUAAAAUUUCGCAUACUACGAAUAGUAAUUAAUAUUAUUAUGAGAGGUCAAGAAAAUAACAUUUUCUAUCAAACUUUCUGAUACUGUCGUAUGUUGGGAUAUAUGUAUUAAUCUGUUAAAAUAAUUGAAUAUAAAUGGCAUAAAGUGAUAAUGAAUAAAAUAUUACUAUUGCGUUCAUGUAUAUUAAUAACAAUUUGAUAUUUUCAACACUAACAAUAAUACCUUCUUAUUUCUACUGUGUGCACCAUUCACGAUUGUAACUAAGAGAUAAAAUAAAUAUACAAAUAUUUACAUAACAGAUUAUAUGUAUGAUUAUUAUAAUUAUCUUAUCCAUAAUAUUUUAAAUCAUCCUCAUAAAAUGAAUUCAUUGUUAUAUAAAAUAAAAGUUGUACUAUUCAAUGUUAUACUGAUGUUCAAUUAGGAUUAUUAACAUAAUCCAAAAUUAUUAUCAAAUCUUUAUUACCUAAAAUAAUCCCAAAAUACAAUAAGUUAUAUUAUUUAUAGACAUAUGGUCAUUUAUGUACAAUAGAUUAAUAUUUGCAGCUUUUAUAAAGGAACACAGUCUUUGCGAUUGUAUUAAAAAUUAUUUUAUUUUAUUUCCGCCAAUAUUGAGCAAAUUUAUGUAAUUGCUCCACUAAUGCAGCCAUAACAGCUGUAACAGAUAAAUCUAAAAGGUUUUGAACAUAAUGGACAGCUUCUUCGUCACUUAAAUCCAACCGUAAUUUGUCUUGAACUUUUUUGACUGCCUUAUCUGGUUCUAAAGCUAUAUCUGGUACACUAGCAUCGACCAUUAAUGAAAAUAGAUUUAAUAUUAAAUUAGCAUGUCUGCGUAAAUGGAGAAAUGCUGUAUAACAUUGUUUUCUGAAUUCAUGAUAGUGUUCAGAUCCUACACCACCCAUGGCCUCAACCAUUUCCUUACUUAACUUCAUUGGUGGUGGUAAAGGUUUUGGAUCUCUACCCAAAAUGUAGCCAAAAUCUAUGUGGAAAAGUUUGCCUAUAAAAUAUGUAUAAUAUAUUGGUUAAAAGAAUUACACUUAAUAUUAGACAUAUGAUAUAUAUAUAUAUAUAUAUAUAAAUAUAUAUAUAUAUAUAAAUUAUAUAUACCUGAUGUUGUUAAAAGUAAAUUAUCUAAAUGUCGAUCGCCUACUCCUAAUACAUAUGUUAUUAUGCAAUAACCAGCUGAAAUUUUAAAAUAUUUAAAACAUAUCUGACGAGUUAUUAUUGUGCAAUGUUAAAUCUUUAAAUUCUAAUUGCUUUUUACCCACCACAACUUCGAACAUAUGUAUCCAUCACUUCAGGGACAACACCAUAAGGCCCUGUAUCAGAAGGAUGAUGUUUCCUAAAAAAACUUAGAAUCGAACCCUCACUAGCAAGAACUUCAGCUACAGUUGUGGAUUCAAUAAAUUGCAAAAAACCGUGUCUUGUACUCGUAGCAAGUACUCUGAAAAUAAUUUAACACAAUUACUUUUUUUUUUUUUCUUUUAGUUAAUAAUAAUUAAUCUAUAAAUAAUAAAUAAUUCUUCACCUAUAUGGUGUUAA